Messenger RNA from Neurospora crassa OR74A, 1608 nucleotides. RefSeq names its product ubiquitin-conjugating enzyme E2 13. Gene Ontology annotation, molecular function: ubiquitin conjugating enzyme activity. Gene Ontology annotation, biological process: DNA damage tolerance; protein K63-linked ubiquitination. Gene Ontology annotation, cellular component: nucleus. The transcript is spliced from 4 exons. The record is from RefSeq and is a predicted model, not a curated record. Lineage: Eukaryota; Fungi; Ascomycota; Sordariomycetes; Sordariales; Sordariaceae. Bases 552 to 1007 code for a protein of 151 amino acids.
GUUUGGUCAGAGAGGCACGCCGCGGGUUCAUUCGUCAGCGCAUCCCACACACCCGACCUUCUUCCACUUUGCCUUCCAGUUCCAUUCCGCGUUCCAUCAUCGAGAACUUCCCGUCCCGCCUUGCUCGUGAAUAAUUGCCCGUGUCGCAAGAGAUUACCGUAGGUUCUGCCGAUUUCGACUUGUCUCCAACAAGUUCACAAGGAACAGAAUCGACUGCCUUGCGACGAUUUUGGUCUAGCCAUACCUACCUACCUACGUACCUCUACUACCGCUUUUACCACACAUUCCCUAGGUUAUUUACAGGCCCUUUCGCACCGUGAUAGCGCAGUACACUGUUCGUUACUGUUUGCCUCGAUUUGUCAACCGGAGCCUCCGAAACGCCUCUUUAAACUGCCCUCUGACAUCCAGCAUAACAAUCGGCGAUAGCCCCUCCACUUGCCCUCCUGUCUCUCCCAGCCUCAGCGACAAACAUUUUCCUCACCACCAUUUCUGCCACUGGCUUGUCGAGCUUCCUUUCGCACUAAACACCAACAGCAAUUAAUCUAAUCACCAUGGCGCUUCCGAAGCGGAUUGUCAAAGAGACCGAAAGGCUGAUGGCGGAGCCUGUCCCGGGUAUUAGUGCUGUUCCCCACGAAGACAACCUUCGCUAUUUCGACGUCGAGAUCCACGGCCCUUCGCAAUCGCCAUAUGAGGGUGGUGUCUUCAAGCUCGAACUCUUCCUUCCCGAUGACUAUCCCAUGACCCCUCCCAAGAUCCGCUUCCUUACCAAGAUCUACCACCCCAACGUCGACAAGCUGGGUCGCAUCUGCCUCGACGUCCUCAAGAACAACUGGUCCCCCGCCCUCCAAAUCCGCACCAUCCUCCUCUCCAUCCAAGCCCUCCUAGGCGCCCCCAACCCCGACGACCCGCUCGCCCCCGACGUGGCCAAGACCUGGAAGGAGAACCCCAGCGUUGCCGUCGCCACCGCCCGGGAAUGGACACAGCAGUACGCCUUGCCAUCCCAGUAGGGUCGGAGGCUGGCACCAGGAAUCAACGAAAUCCCGGGACAGGGCCUCAUGGCUCACGCGCCGACAUAUGACCCUUAUGGAGGAAACUUUGACCCAUAUCGGUUUGGGCCUUAGGACGGCAAUUGACAGGAGCAGCUGGUUGUUCUGGUCUUGAAGCAGAGAUGAAUCACCAAGGCCAGCAAGUGGCUGUGGCAAAAUAACAGAGAGGAUCAUAAAGGGAAAGCAGUGGAAGAAGUUGGUCUAGGUGUUUGUGUGAAGCACGGCGCUGGUGGUGUAUCAUGCACCCACCUAGGGUGCAUACGGAACGCACAAAGAGAAAGCCCGUGAGAGGGGAAUGAGGAAGGGAAGGCUACACGAGAUAAGGAGAGACAACGAAUACUGGAUCGAUGGACGAGGAAGGGGCACGUAUGAUGGGUUGAGUGAAGGAUGCCAUGGUGGAUGCAACAGCGCCACGCGGCGCCAAGGCAGACACCAGAAGGAGGAGUUUUCGAACAUAGAGAACAUCCUUUCGAAGCGUUGUGUUUUCAGGUGUUGUUUUUUUCGCAGCGAUAGAGUACCGGGUAGGGCUGUUCAAAUACUACUUACAUAUCUUGCAACAUGA